This is a messenger RNA of Rotaria sp. Silwood1, 483 nucleotides long. Lineage: Eukaryota; Metazoa; Rotifera; Eurotatoria; Philodinida; Philodinidae. The record is from the annotation of a GenBank genome assembly.
AUGGCAAAAAAAGCCGAUUGGUUAAAACAAUUAAACGAUAUUGAUACAUGCAAUGCUGAGUAUUGUGAAAUGUUAACUUCUUCUCAUAAAUUGGAAGAUUUCUUUACAAAUGAAUCAUAUCUCCUAUCGAUUUUUACAAAUUAUCGAAGUCGAAGAUUAAAUGAAUUAACAUUAUUUUGGUGUUUUAUGAUCACCUUUAUGCAUUGGUCUUGUGAAACAAAAUUAUUUGACAAAGAAAAAUCUGAUUAUAUUACCGUUAAACUGUAUGGAAUUCUUCGAGGUGAUUCAGUGUCAAACAAGUCGGGUUAUAUUAAACCAAUAAGAGAAGCAUUUGACUUCCUGGAACGUUAUUUCAAAGAACAAUUUACUGAUUCUAACAAUAAAUUCCACUCAACUUGUAUUGAAAGUUUAACUGCAGCUAAACUUCUUGUUGAACUUGAAUCAUCAUCAGUAAAAAUUGUUGUGGGUGAAAUCGUCCAUUAA